Molecule: messenger RNA, 917 nt
Organism: Anoplophora glabripennis (Asian longhorned beetle)
Lineage: Eukaryota; Metazoa; Arthropoda; Insecta; Coleoptera; Cerambycidae
Exons: 6
Coding region: 427-816 (129 amino acids)
Source: RefSeq, a predicted model, not a curated record
UUUAUGAGAUAUUUAACACGCUCAUUUCACUACUACUCUUUAUAUUUGCUACUGCGCUCCUAUAACAACGGAGUUUCAAGUGAUUUCAUAUUUCAACUGUAAACAAACGACCUAUGUGUUUGGACAGGUUUGAAAUUUUAUGAAGUGCAGUGGCUCAAUUUUGUCAUACAGUAUGAACUUUGAAUACAUCGAGGAGACCAGACAGGUCAUUUAUUAUUUUGAGGGGGACGCAUUUGGAUAUCGAAAGUGAUAUUGUCGUAUUCAUCCUCAGUCCCAAAAAAUUUUAUUCGAAAAGGCUAACAGAGUGAUUUAUUCCAAAAUAAGCAAAUUUAAAAAUCACAUUAUCGAUCAAACUUCGCCAAGGAUAUCCACAUUUCAAAUGUGCUAAUGAGAAUCAGUUGUGUAGUUUACAACUAAAUAGACAGAAUGGAAUACAGCAUUUUAAUUUUAACAUUUUGUGUCAGUGUUACCACUGUAUGUGCGCAAAUAUCAGGAGAACUAAAUGCUAAGUGUAGAACUGUUGGAGAAUGCAGAAAUUUUGGUUACCUAUGUGCGAAAAACAGGACAUGCCAGUGUUUAUCUCCUUUGUAUAUCCCGAACAAAUAUGGAGAUAAAUGUGUUGGACUUAUUGACCAAAAAUGUAAAUAUGAUGACCAUUGCAUAGAGGGAGCAUUUUGUAAUCAUCAAACCACAUGUAAAUGUAAAGAAAAUUUAUCUCUUGAUGAAAAUGGACUGUGUUCAAAUUCAAAUAUUGCAAUCAAAAGUGGACUAGUAUUACCUUGCAUGAUAUUGUAUUACCUUCAUCGAGUUUUGUAAUUUUCGUUCAAGAAGGAAACUCAACAGUGAUAUUUAUUUAUUAUGUAUUUAUGUUUGUAAAUAUUGUAUUAAGGAUAACAAUAUAGUUUUUUUUUAAGUAA